GUGAAAUGCAUACUUCCGGAAGGCGUUGUCGGUGCGUUGAUGCGCUUUUCACGCCUCUGCUUGUCAUCCACGCCGUUUAUCCUUCCGUCGGUUUACCAUCCUUCACCUAAGCGUCUUCUCCGUUGCCGUGUACGUUUCUUUGUUCUGGAAUUUCUUUUAAUUUAACAAUAGUUUAAGAAUUCAACUUUUGGCAUCACACGGGUAUCUCCAGUGUAAUGCUGCGGAGAAAAUACAUUUUCAUCACGUAAACAAAGAUCGCUAUCAAGCUGACGACGUCACUCCUCGGUUGGCGAUCAAGUUGACGUCAUCCUCCAGAUUUUAAUGGGCUGUUAUAAAUCUCAUAAAUACAGUCAAUUGAAUUAAUCCCAUAAUCUCUUUGUGGAUCCUUGUCACCACGCCCCACACAGAGAAACAUGAGCUCACACAAGAGACCUGUCCGCGUUCGGGCCGAUUCUGACACCAAUUUCUCCAUGGCCUGUGACCCGAACGCACCAGGUGCAGAAGAGGGCUCAGGUCUCCUGACCAAGCUGAUGGAGCUUCCUGUAUGCCGUCUGUCCCGACAGCAGCUGAAAAAGCUGGAGGAGCAUCAGUACAGCAGUGCGGGACGGUCCCUCCUGGAUCCCUUCAUGCAGGGAUUCUGGUGCUGGCUGGUGAGCAAAGUGCCUCUCUGGAUGGCGCCGAACCUCAUCACCAUAGUGGGACUCGCUACUAAUAUUAUCAGUACUCUGAUACUGGUGUACUACUGCCCUACUGCCACCGAACAGGCACCAACGUGGGCAUACUUAGCCUGUGCUUUGGGUCUGUUCAUCUACCAAUCAUUGGAUGCUAUAGAUGGAAAGCAGGCUCGACGGACCAAUAGCAGCACACCACUUGGCGAGCUCUUUGAUCAUGGCUGUGACUCCCUCUCUACAGUGUUUGUGAUCCUGGGCACAUGUAUAGCAGUGCAGCUGGGUACCCACCCUGACUGGAUGUUUUUCUGUUGUUUUGUGGGCAUCUUCAUGUUUUAUUGUGCCCACUGGCAGACGUAUGUUUCUGGAACGCUGCGCUUUGGCAUAAUUGAUGUGACUGAGGUACAAAUCUACAUUAUAAUCAUGUACUUACUGGCUGCCAUUGGAGGAUCUGCUUUUUGGCAAUCUGUGAUCCCUGUGAUAAAUAUCCAGAUUAAAAUAAUACCGGCCAUUUGCACUCUUCUGGGGGCCAUUUUCUCCUGCACAAACUACUUCCGGGUUAUAUUCACAGGCGGAAUGGGCAAAAAUGGAUCUACUGUUGCUGGCACAAGCGUUUUGUCUCCAUCCUUCCAUAUAGGAGUGGUAAUCACACUUGCUCUAAUGAUCUAUAAGAAGUCUUCAAUGCAGCUAUUCGAGAGACAUCCCUGUCUCUACAUCUUAGCAUUUGGAUGUGUUUCAGCCAAACUCACCAACAGACUGGUGGUUGCUCAUAUGACAAAGAGUGAAAUGCAGCUUAAUGACCUGGCCUUCACCGGACCAGCGCUGCUGUUUCUGAACCAGUACUUCAACAGUUUCAUUAAUGAGUACUGUCUUCUGUGGGUCGCUCUGGUGCUGUCAGCGUUUGAUCUGGUGCGGUACUGCGUGAGUGUCUGUAACCAGAUCGCCACACACUUAAACAUCCGUGUCUUCAGCAUCCAGCCUCCGUCUCCAUCCAGAGUUCAGGCAGACAGCAGAAAUCGCCACUAACCUCUCGUCCCCUCUCCCUCAAACACCUCCAGCAGGUCACGCACCUACUGAAGUAGUGAAUGUAAAAGACAACUCACAGAGCCUGAGCCCAAAUGGCUGCAGUCAUGAACUUUGUUCCCAUAAUGAAGUGAGAGAGAGGAUAUUUGAAGGACGAUAGGAAAUAUUUAAAAGAAUAUACAUGCUACGGUUAGAACACCAUUUAGUUGUCAGUAUUUUGUUGUUAGAUGACCAGUUUUGUUUGCCUUAGUUAGAAGAUCUGCCACAGAGGUCACAACUAUGAAUGUUUAAAUAUUUUUUUAUUAGUCACUUUAAAAAAAAAUUUGUUGUUUUGUUUUGGACCAAGUAUUUUGCCCAGCAGUGUAGAAUUAACAUCCAUGUAUCCAUUAACAUUCAACGCUCCAUCUGAAUGAAGUUUCAUAAUUACAAAAUGCUAUAGGCAUUAACUGGAAUCUUUGCGGCUGUUCACUAAAAUGUAAUAUCAAAAUUUACACUUAAACGCCAAUACGUGCCACUGUUGCCAGUACAAAGUGGUGCUCUACUGUCUAAGAAGAGCAGAGAGCAUUGAGAAAGGUAAGAGAUUACAUCAGAUCUUAUGACAAGAAAAACAGGCACAAGAGUUUCCAUCAAUAUUUCAGCAAUUACAAGAAUUUCACAUUUCCAAAUCCUGCUAAUUCAGCCUCUCAUCUGAUGUCAUUGGGUAAACUAAUCCAUACAGUAUGUAUCAUUUUUCUUUCUAUGCAUAUGUUUGUGUUUGUAGUGUUUUGGAGGGGAUUAUUUGUAUUAUUAUUAUUAUUUAGGUAUACCAAUGUCACUAAAUGAUAAAAACUGUAUUAGAAGCAGUAUUUUGAUAGUGCCCUAUUUUCCUAAUAAUAACUGGGGCCAAGAUAGACGUCUAGAAUGAUUGUGAGUUACACUGUACAGAUGAACCCUUAAUAAUGGAUGACAUUAAAACCUUAAAAAUUAGUGUUUUUGCUCUAUAUACAGUAGUUAAUGUGAUAACUUGUGCUAAUUUAUUUUUGUGCCUUUUAUUUAUCACUGUCGGUAUACUCCUCUAUGCACAGUAAAAGUUGGACUCAGCGAUUUUGAUAUUUUUUAACCUCUUGUGUAAAUCGCAUUUUGUUUGCAAGCAUCAUACUCAACAAAGAUGCAGUUUCAUAUUUCUGCAUGUCACAUUAUUGAAUUAACAAUCAGUCAUUAUAUUUUUUACCUUCAUGCCAACUGUUUUUUUUUUUGACAAUUACUGUAUAUUGCAAAACAAUAGACAUUAACUCUGCAGUUCUGUAUCGGGUGCUUCCAAAAGUAGAAUAUGAACAGAGUGGCCAAACUCCAUGUAUAUUUCUCAAAACGCGUUAUUGUUUUGCAUCUACCUCUGAGCAGUUGCUUGUAUAUGUUAUUUUAGUCUCUUGAUUUGAGGUUUUUAUUGAAGAUGUUUUAAUCCUGUUGUGAAUGUUAUUCAAGUGGGUUUAAGUGUAUUUGUGUUUCUCCCUUCUUAUUUUUUUUGAAACACGUCAUCCGUUCACCUGAGGUCAGCCAAAGCUGCAAAACACGCAUAGUUGAAGAAAACGGUGUCUGUCGCUGCAACUAUAUUUGCAUACAUGUAGAAUUUGUACCUCGAUCAGUAUUUUUGUUGUUCUGUUGAUUUACAGCAAAUAUUUUACUUUGUAAUAGACUAAUGGUCAUGAAAUAAAUAUUGUUAUAUUUAUGUUAACAGA
Messenger RNA from Cyprinus carpio (common carp), 3406 nucleotides. RefSeq names its product choline/ethanolaminephosphotransferase 1-like. NCBI's taxonomy places the organism in Eukaryota, Metazoa, Chordata, Actinopteri, Cypriniformes, Cyprinidae. The record is from RefSeq and is a predicted model, not a curated record. Gene Ontology annotation, biological process: phosphatidylethanolamine biosynthetic process. Gene Ontology annotation, molecular function: ethanolaminephosphotransferase activity; diacylglycerol cholinephosphotransferase activity. Gene Ontology annotation, cellular component: endoplasmic reticulum membrane; Golgi apparatus.